GUUUGUCGCCGUAUCUAAAUAUCUGAGGAGACCUAAUGUCGAUAAUAUCCCAACAGUUGGCCCUGAUGGCUUAAUUACAUCGUACUGGGGAGCUUUUAAAUUUUUAUUCUACGCUCGUGAGAUGUUACAGGAAGGUUACACCAAUCAUAAGGGCAAAGCCUUCAAGAUUCCAGGUUUAUUCUCCUGGAAUGUCUUCCUGAGUGGUUCCGAGCUCGUCGAGGAGGUCCGAAAAGCCUCAGAAGAUCGUCUCUCUGCUCGUGAAAGAAUCAGUGAUAUUUUGAAGCUCAAAUAUACUCUAGGCCAUGAGAUAAUGGACAACCCUUAUCACAUCCCAAUUAUCUUAACUCAGCUCACCCGUAACCUUGCUGCUCGAUUUCCGGACAUUCUAGACGAAAUUAAAGCUUCCUUCGAUGACAAUAUCCAACUAAAUGGCCAUGAAUGGGGAAGCGUGCCUGCAUUUGAAACCGUCGUACGAGUUGUAUGUCGAACAAGUAAUCGUGUAUUUAUUGGCCUUCCGCUAUGCCGCGAUCCCGAUUGGAAUGACCUGGUUUCUGGAUUCUCCCUCGAUGUGGUCAAGACUGCAGCCAUGAUCGAUUUGUUUCCUGAAUUUAUGGCCCCUCUCGUAGGUAGACUCCUUUCGAAGUUGCCUCAAUCCGUGCAGCGAGGAAUGAGGCUUUUACGGCCUAUAAUAGAGGAACGCCAGAAGUAUUUGGAUGACUAUGGGAGCGACUGGUAUGAAAAGCCGAAUGACAUGCUGUCAUGGCUCAUGGACAAAGCACAAGGAGAAGAACGUUCAGCGCAGAAUCUCACCAAGCGUGUGCUAGCAACUAAUUUUACCGCAAUCCAUACAUCAUCCGUUAUUUUUACACAUGCUUUAUUUCAUUUGGCCGCAAACCCUCGAUACAUUAAGCCACUACGCGACGAAGUGGAAACCAUCGUAGAGAAAGAAGGUUGGUCCAAAGCCGCGUUAGCAAAGAUGCGGCAUGUGGACAGUUUCUUAAAGGAAACGCUAAGGUUCGAUGGCCUCACUUUCAUAUCUAUGCUCCGCAAGGCUAUGACAGAUUUCACAUUUUCCGAUGGCACAUUCAUACCAGCUGGUUGUACGGUGACGGUCGCAUCGUCGCCUAUGCAUCAUGACAGUGAAAUAUAUGCAGACGCUGAUGCAUUCGUUCCCUUCCGAUUUGCCAACGAGAAGCAAGAGGGGGAACAACCUUGGCAGCAGAUGGUUUCCACCAACCCGCAGUAUCUUGCUUUCGGACACGGAAGAAAUGCAUGUCCUGGGCGCUUUUUCACUGCAACUGAGUUGAAAAGUAUGCUAGCACAUGUUGUUGUGACGUAUGAUGUCAAGUUCGAGGACGAGGGCGUGCGACCAACCAGUGUAUCAUUCGGUACGGCCAAUUCACCCGAUACAAAGGCAAAGAUCUUGUUCAGGAAACGUGUAGAAUAGU
Molecule: messenger RNA, 1448 nt
Organism: Serpula lacrymans var. lacrymans S7.9
Lineage: Eukaryota; Fungi; Basidiomycota; Agaricomycetes; Boletales; Serpulaceae
Exons: 12
Coding region: 122-1447 (441 amino acids)
Molecular function (GO): heme binding; monooxygenase activity; oxidoreductase activity, acting on paired donors, with incorporation or reduction of molecular oxygen
Source: RefSeq, a predicted model, not a curated record